GGGAAACUUGUUCCAUUGUUACUGUUGUGUUUCUCAAGAGCAGGUGAAGGAGUUUGACUUCACUCUAUACAUUUAAUGCUCAUUGAUCAACAGCGAAUGACAACACGGAAAAAAAGGAUAACUUGCUCCAGAUGAUGGGAAUCUAUUCCGAUUUGUUAUUUUUGCUCGCUUUGACUCAGUAUGCUACAUGCCAGAAAGUCGCCGGCCAAUUAUCAAAUCCAACUCUCCAAGGUCCGGAAAAAGUUAAAUUAAAUGAAACGGAAACAAUUUCCUGCAUUGCGUCGAGUGAAAAGCUUUCAAUUCUGUAUAGUUUGUACCGAGGCAAAACACUCGUUCAAGUACAGAAUGUAUCAACAUCUGAACCAGCUAACUUCUCAGUAUCAUUUCACAGUCAGACUGAUGGAGGGACUUACAAAUGCAAAGUUGAAAGUGAUGAUGCCAUGCAAACAAAAUACAGUAACAGCAUCAACAUUAUUGUACUAGCUCCAGUGUUGGGAGUUAGUAUAACUUCAGUACCAGAUCCACCUGUCCUAAAAGUACAUGACAAACUGACUCUAAACUGUUUAGUAAAACAAGGCUCUGGAGUGACCUACCAAUGGUACUUUAAUAAACAGGAACUAUUAUCAAACUCUUCAGUCAAAAUAAACCAAUCCAGUCUAGUUAUUGAUCAUGUUGACCUCAAAGAUGCUGGUGACUAUCAAUGUAAAGCAAAUAACCAAUUCAAUAUGACAACAUUCAGUAUUGCCAGCAAUUCCACAGAAGUAAUUGUUAAAGUUCCAGCAUCGAAUCCUGAUAUCUUGGCAGAUGUAAACUUUGUGAAUAAGGAUGGCAUGUACCUAACUAUUAGAUGUUUAUCGCAUGAAGGAACCCUACCAAUAGUGUACACAUUGUAUAAAAAUACAAGCUUUGUGAACGACUACUAUGCAGAAAGCCAUAGAGAAGGUCAAUUUAUUGUAUUAGAAAGUUACACUGACAAACUGGGAACCUUCAAAUGCAAAGCUACGAAUGGAUUUGAACCAAAAUACAGCAAUGGACUGGAUGUAGAUUUGUCUGUUAAAUUGACCUCAAAUCCAGAUCCCCCAAUUCAGGGCUACCAAGUCACGCUGAAUUGCAGUAUAACUUACCAAACCACAGGAUUCUACACCUGGUACUUUGUGCAUUCAGAAAAUAAUUCAACUGAAAGUACAAAACAGAAUCAAUUCACUCACAUUGCAAGCCAUCCUGGAAGAUAUUACUGCUCAAUUAAUGGACAAACUAGCAACUGGAUUCAAGUUCUGGGUCAAGAUUCCAGUUUCCAAACAGUGACCGUUGCUGUCAGUGUAGCAGUCACAAUGCUGCUGAUUUUGGUUCUCGGAUUGAUUUGCUAUUGCAUUUCUCAGAAAGCCCACAGAUGCAACAUUGACUAAAUCCUAAGGACAUGUUUCUGGCCACAAUUUCUUCAAUUGCAAGACAAUCUGAUUCAAGAAACAACAUUGCCAUCAUUGUCUAUGUCUCAUUGAGAGUCAGACAGCAAGGGUCCUGUUGAAACAGUCUCUGCUCCUUGAUAACUCUCUUCUUCCUCAGAGAUUGAUGAAUCAGCUCCUUGAAGCUUUUAUCAAGAAGUCCUAUUGAAAAUCUACUGAAGUCCUUCUCAGGUGACAAUCAAAACUGGAAUGUGAACUCAUAAAAUAAUGGUCUUGAAUCCUGCAUCAUGAUGCUAAAUUAUUUAAAGAAAUAGUAUUCAUUGUGCAGAGGUGUAAGGUUGUACUUUAAGUUUUCAGAUGUUAUACAUUGCCAACAGUCACGUGUAAGAAAAUGCUUUAAAACUGACCUGCACUCAUUUCCUGCUGUGCCUCCAUAAAGUUGUAUAUGCAAAGGAGCUAAAAGUCUUAUCUUGAGAUUAGUUUGCUUUCCAAUAUUUAUGUAAAACUAAUUACGAUUAGUUAAGAAAAUUUGAAAAUAAAUUAGUCCUCAUCCCCCAACUCUCCAAUUUUAUUUUCAAACUGUGUAUGUUUGGAGCAACUAUUAAGUUUUUGAAUAAAAUGCAAACUGAGCUACAGGAAAAGCAGGUUAGGAUCACAAAGGCGAAAGAAGGAAUGAAGAAGGAACAUGAUGAGGAAAAUAUGCUGAAGAAACACACCAGUGUAGUAAACCAUUUAAUUUUACGUGUUUAUUAUUAAAACCUUGUGAAUAAAUUACAUCUGGCAUAGGCACAUGUGUCAAAUGUACAUGUUCUGUGUGAAAAUAUUCUAUGAUUUUAUAACUUAGAAAUUAACAUCUAUUUUUAUUCAAUUAUGAUUUUAAAAAGUAAAGCAAAGAAUAUAUAACCUUCUGGGCUUUGUAAUACGGAGAAAGCGCCUGUAAAUCCUAAAGAAUGAAUGUUGGGCUUUAUUCUGCUUUUGGAUUUAUAUUAAGCUUUAAUUUUAGAUUGUCCUUUAGAGUUAAACAUUAAUUAUACCUAAAUCAAAAAGGAAUUGGUUCUGAUCUUUGUUUAGCAUGGAUUUUUUUCUGUUUUGGGUUCGAACUGUUACCAUGUUGAUUUUCAUCUCGUUUAGCUGAAGUUUCAGCAGUAGUGUAGUUGCAAUUGGAUAAACACUCAUUGCAGUGAGAUCUCUUUUUGUCCUACCCAUAGCAGACGGUUCAGA
Chiloscyllium plagiosum (whitespotted bambooshark) is the source of this 2624-nucleotide messenger RNA. RefSeq names its product Fc receptor-like protein 5. Gene Ontology annotation, cellular component: early endosome; extracellular exosome; recycling endosome. Gene Ontology annotation, biological process: B cell activation; immune response; negative regulation of B cell receptor signaling pathway. The record is from RefSeq and is a predicted model, not a curated record. Lineage: Eukaryota; Metazoa; Chordata; Chondrichthyes; Orectolobiformes; Hemiscylliidae. Gene Ontology annotation, molecular function: sialic acid binding; protein phosphatase binding; transmembrane signaling receptor activity.